This is a messenger RNA of Penicillium nucicola, 4302 nucleotides long. RefSeq names its product CDR ABC transporter. Gene Ontology annotation, molecular function: ABC-type transporter activity; ATP binding; ATP hydrolysis activity. The transcript has a single exon. Gene Ontology annotation, biological process: transmembrane transport. Bases 1 to 4302 code for a protein of 1433 amino acids. The record is from RefSeq and is a predicted model, not a curated record. NCBI's taxonomy places the organism in Eukaryota, Fungi, Ascomycota, Eurotiomycetes, Eurotiales, Aspergillaceae. Gene Ontology annotation, cellular component: membrane.
AUGGAGAAGGACUACGAUGAGCCGGAGUUCGCUCCUAUUACGGGGAAGGUCCCCACUGUUCUAGAAGAACAAGAACAGGAGGCCCUGACGCGGAUCGCUUCUAGUAAGCUCGGCUUGCAAUUGUCUACUACUGCUAGUCAAAGGACAUUACAACCUCAUCUCGAUCCAACCAGCCCACACUUCGAUCACCAGCGAUGGGCGCAGAUGGUCCUGAACCAAGUCAAUGAAUCCGGCAUUGAUAUUCCUCACCAAGGUGUCGUCUUUUCCAAUCUCUCCGUCAGCGGUUCCGGCUCCGCGUUGCAAUAUCAGGAGACCCUCACUUCCAGUCUUCGAGUUCCAUUUCGUGCUGCUGUCCGAAGUUUGACUGGACGCACCGCAGCACCUCGAGAGAUCCUUCACAACUUCGAUGGACUCCUUCAGGGGGGAGAGCUUGUCCUGGUUCUGGGCCGCCCUGGCAGUGGAUGUACGACGUUCCUGAAGACUAUCACUGGUCAUCUCGGAGGACUGUCCUUGGAUCCCAGCAGCACUCUUCACUAUGAAGGUGUCGACUUCGAGCAUAUGAUCAAACACCACCGAGGAGAAGUCGCCUACAACAAAGAAGUCGACCUCCAUUUCCCUCAUUUGACUGUUGGUCAGACCCUCACAUUCGCCGCCCACGCGCGAGCUCCCCAUGAGCGUCCUGGACAGAUGUCUCGCAACGAAUACGUCGAAACUCUCACCCAAGUCGUCCUGUCAGUCUUCGGUCUAUCUCAUACCUUCAACACCAAGGUCGGCAAUGAAUUCGUACGUGGUGUCAGUGGAGGUGAGCGAAAGAGGGUCAGUAUUGCUGAGAUGUUCUUGUCCCGCUGCCGCAUUGGAGCCUGGGAUAACAGCACUCGUGGUCUCGAUGCCGCCUCGGCCUUGAAGUUUGUCAAGUCGUUGCGUCUCUCCGCUGAUAUGGGUAAAUCCUGCCACGCCAUCGCUGCCUACCAAGCCUCGCAGUCCAUGUAUGACCUUUUCGACAAGGUUGCCCUUUUGUACGAGGGAUACCAAAUCUACUACGGACCUAGAGACCGCGCAGUGGCCUACUUCCAAGAGAUGGGUUUCGAGAGACCGGAGCGCCAAGUCAGCGGUGACUACCUGACUGCUAUCACCAACCCAGCUGAGCGUCGCGUAUCUCCAGGAUUUGAGGGCAAGGUUCCCCGAACUGCGAAGGAAUUCGCCCAGCAUUGGAAAAACAGCCCAGAGUAUCAAGAUUUGUUGAAAGAAAUCAAAAUCUAUGAAGGCGAACACCCACCGAAUGGCGGCGACGCAAAGAGGCUUCAGGAUAGCCACAAAGUUCAACAAGCUCGCCACACCCGCGACAGCAGCCCUUACCUUCUUUCUGUUCCCAUGCAGGUGCGCCUUUGCAUGACCAGAGCUUACCAGCGAAUGCUCCAAGAUCUGCCGACGGUCAUGUCUCCAGUCAUUGUCCAAAUCAUUCUGUCUCUCAUUAUUGGUUCCAUCUUCUAUAAUACCCCCGACUCCCCCAGUUACUUCUUCCAAAAAGGAGGAGCGAUGUACUUUGCUGUACUCAUGAACGCCCUUCUUACGAUGAACGAAAUCAUGCAGCUUUAUGCUCAACGUCCUGUCGUCGAAAAACAAGCAGGCUAUGCAUUCGUCCAUCCGUUCACCGAAGCACUUUCUAGUAUUGUGGUCGAUCUACCGAUCAAACUCGUUCGUCUCUCUUUCUUCACGAUUGUACUAUACUUCAUGGUCAACCUUCGCCGUGAACCCGGACCGUUCUUCGUCUUCUAUCUCUUCCUGCUCACUGCUGUCUUGGCUAUGUCUGGUCUUUUCCGCACCAUUGGUGCAUUGACCAAGACAAUCGGACAGGCCAUGUCUUUUGCUGGUAUUCUGGUCUUGUGUAUCGUCGUUUACACUGGAUUCACCCUGCCUCAACCGUACAUGCAUCCAUGGCUUUCUUGGAUUCGCUGGAUCAACCCCAUUUACUACACCUUCGAAUCACUUGUUGCGAACGAGUUCCACGGCAAGAACUUUGAUUGUACCUCUUUCAUCCCAAGCCACCCAACUGGUUUAUCCUUCAUUUGCUCCACUGUCGGUGCGGUUGCCGGUGAGAGAACCGUCUCUGGUGAUAGAUUCAUCAUGGAGAACUACCAAUACCAAUACUCCCACGUCUGGCGCAACUUCGGUAUUCUCGUUGCUUUUGCUAUUGUCCUCAAUUGUACCUAUCUGGUUGCUAGUGAGUACCUCAGCGAUGACAAGUCCAAGGCUGAGGCUUUGGUCUUCCGCCCUGGCCACGCUCCCAAGUAUCUCCAACAAGAGACUACCAUCGAACAUGGAUUGGAUGAAAUCAACAAGCUUGAGUUGCAGCGUACCAGCGACACCAUCCACCUCCCCCAGCAAAAGGAUAUUCUUUCUUGGAACAACCUCAACUAUGAGAUUCCUGUGAAGGAAGGAACCCGAAAACUCUUGGACAACGUCAACGGCUGGGUUAAACCUGGCAGUUUGACUGCCCUCAUGGGUGUUUCUGGAGCUGGAAAGACAACUCUUUUGGAUGUUCUCGCACAGAGAGUCUCGAUCGGUGUGGUCUCUGGUGAUAUCUUCGUCAAUGGAAACCCUCUCGCUGCCAACUUCCCUCGUCGCACUGGUUACGUCCAACAGCAGGAUCUUCACCUUGACUCGACUACCGUGAGAGAGGCUUUGCGCUUCAGUGCCAUGCUUCGCCAGCCCAAGGCUGUGUCUAAGGCUGAGAAGUUCGACUACGUGGAACAGGUCAUCAAGGUACUUGGUAUGGAAGAUUUCGCCGAAGCGGUUGUGGGAAGCUUGGGAGAAGGUCUCAACGUCGAGCAGCGCAAGUUGCUCAGUAUUGGUGUUGAGCUUGCUGCGAAGCCGACCUUGCUCAUCUUCCUCGAUGAGCCUACCAGUGGUCUCGAUUCCCAGAGUUCAUGGACCAUUUGCCAGUUCCUUCGUCGCCUCGCAGACCACGGCCAGGCUGUCCUUGCCACUAUUCACCAGCCCAGUGCCCAGCUCUUCCAGACCUUCGAUCGCUUGCUCUUCCUUGCCAAAGGAGGCAAAACUGUCUACUUUGGUGACAUUGGCGAAGACUCAUCUACCCUCUUAAACUACUUCGAAGGCCAUGGCGCCCGUACCUGUGAACCGCUCGAGAACCCCGCCGAAUACAUUCUCGAAAUGGUCGCUGGUGACGCUUGCCCCGGCGUUGACUGGUCCGAUGCCUGGAACAAGAGCCCUGAGUACGAACAAGUUCAAGCCGAAGUUCACAGAAUUCACAACGGCCACAAGCCCUCUGUCCACGAGCUAUCCCUGGACAAUGAUGAUGCAGAGUUCGCCAUGCCUCUCACCAGCCAACUUUACUACGUCCUCCAACGUGUCUUCCAACAAUACUGGCGUCAGCCAGAAUACGUCUUCUCCAAAUUAGUCCUGGGCACCGUCUCCGGCCUCUUCAUCGGCUUUUCGUUCUGGAAAGCCGACAACACCCAGCAAGGCUUCCAAAACGCUCUCUUCAGUAUUUUCCUUCUCUGUACCAUCUUCAACACACUCGUCAACCAAAUCAUGCCGCGCUUCGUCGCCCAACGCUCUCUCUACGAAGUCCGCGAACGCCCAUCCAGAAUCUAUUCCUGGAAGGUCUUCAUCCUCUCCCAGAUGCUGGUUGAAAUUCCCUUCCAGGUCAUCCUAGGAAUCUGCUCCUGGGCCUCCUUCUACUGGUCCGUCUUCGGCGCCGACCAAGACGCCGAGCGCCGCGGCCUGAUCCUCCUCUACAUCAUUCAAUUCUUUAUCUACGCCGCCAGUAUGGCCCAGCUUGUUAUCUGCGCCAUUCCCGAACCCGCGCUGGCUAGUAUGCUCGCCACCCUCAUGUUCGGUCUCUCAUUCAUCUUCAACGGUGUCAUGCAGCCACCCAGUGACCUCCCCGGCUUCUGGAUCUUCAUGUACCGCGUCUCACCAUUCACCUACUAUAUCAGUGGUAUUGGUAGUACAGCCCUGCACGGCCGCAAGGUCGAAUGUAACGCUGCCGAGAUGAGUGUUCUGAGCCCGCCUUCUGGUCAGACUUGCUUCCAGUACUUGAAUGAAUAUGCCACUGCGGCUGGUGGAUCACUUUCGAACCCCAACGCCACUGAGAACUGCCAGUACUGUUCGAUCUCGUCGGCUGAUCAGUAUCUUGCUGCUCGUGAGAUUUACUGGGGAGAUCGCUGGAGAAACUAUGGUAUCUUCUGGUGCUACUUCAUCUUCAAUAUCUUUGCUGCUAUUUCGCUCUAUUACCUGUUCCGGGUGCGGGGUUCGAAGGCCAAGGUAAAGAAGGCUUGA